Molecule: messenger RNA, 495 nt
Organism: Macrosiphum euphorbiae (potato aphid)
Lineage: Eukaryota; Metazoa; Arthropoda; Insecta; Hemiptera; Aphididae
Source: the annotation of a GenBank genome assembly
AUGAAGUGUUUGCUAAUAAAUCUCAUUGUUUUUGUAAUUGUUGUUAAUUCGGAUGUGGGUGAACGUUUGUUUUUACCACAUUUACCACUUGGUGAAUACCGAGUAAAUUUCUUAGGAAUUUUACGUUGUGAUUUAAAACAGUCGAACGAGAAAAUUAGGUUUGACCAUUAUCUGAGCAAAACGUCUGCCACCACUACAGAAAUAAAAGGAAACUUCACCAAUACCGUUCCAAUAGACGACUCUCUUAAUAUUGAAAUCGAUAUGGCGGUAAAAGAUUCUAUUGGUGGUUGGAAGGAGAAUGCUCAUUUAUUUAAGACACCCAAAGCUUGCUCGUCAAUCAAAUCGUUUUUCGGAGACUCUUGGCCUGGAGUAGCGGAUGGUCUAGGAAUGUACAACAUCACUGGUUGUCCUACUCCUCCGGUAUGGAAGAUUUUUUUAUAUUUAAAAAAAAUCCCGAUAAACCUAAUUGGAAAGUAUACUAGUAUACUAGAGUAG